This is a messenger RNA of Halteromyces radiatus, 1080 nucleotides long. RefSeq lists its product as uncharacterized. The annotation marks the transcript as partial. NCBI's taxonomy places the organism in Eukaryota, Fungi, Mucoromycota, Mucoromycetes, Mucorales, Cunninghamellaceae. The transcript has 5 exons. The record is from RefSeq and is a predicted model, not a curated record.
AAUGAAACCAUCAAUACCUAUCGUUUCUAAUAACUUAUCUCAGGACGCACUCUCAUGGUAUAUUGUCGGUUCUUAUCUAGGUGGUGCUACAGAAGGUAGAAUUGCCGCCAUGACAGGCUUAUCAAGACAAAGAAUUCAAUAUACUAUUACCACUUUCCGAAAAACAGGUCUUCCACAUCGAAGAAAACAAACCAUGGACAAAAGAAUGAAAAGAACCAAUACCAAUGAUGUAUCUGAUACAGAUUCACAAAGUAGUUCUGAUGAACAAAGUGACACUGACGACAAUACUGAUAUGAAAAUCAAGAAAGAAGAACCAAAUGACGACCAGAUUGAAUGGAAAAAUUCGAUGCUUCAUCGAAGAAAGAAUAGGUUGGAUGCUACUUUUACUAUUGAUAAUGUCCUUUCCAAUUGUCGAAAGUAUGAAGAAAAGCGUAUACUUCGAUGGCAACAAAGUUUAAAAGCAGAAGGAUCUAUGAUCUUCAGCCAAUCCUCAUCAUCAACAUCAAGCGUACCAAAAUCAUCCUUUUCAUCAACAUCAUCAAGUAUCAACUCAAAUGCUUUAUCGCCAGUAUAUCAUCAACACCGGCAACAACAUCGACAAAGCCAAAACCGCCGUCGUUUCAAUGUAUGGACACAACGGGAUGACAAACGAUUAUUACGACAUGUAUUCAUGCGCGUUGGAUCUUGGGAUGAAGUGGAAACCUUGUUUGAUGGAAGACAUUCGGUGACUGAUUGUAUCAAAAGAUGGGAUGUCUUACAUCAUUAUUUAUUCAAAGAACUUCAAAAGACUGGCACUUCAAACUGGUAAUCACUCUUUCCCUCACUCUCUCCCUCUCUCUCUUUUUUUUUUUUUUAUCGUUUGCUGUGCUCCUGGUGAUCUUCUUUAGUUUUUGUUAGCCCUUUUUUUUAUUUUUAAUAUCCUUCUCUUUUCCACUAAAUUCAAAUCCCAAAUCUAUUCAAUCUAUAUACAUAUCCCCUAUUCUAGUUAGUUCCCCUUAUUCUUCCUUUUAUUUUUAGUAUUCUUAUGUCUUUGUGGCAACAUUUUGAUCCAAGUACAAAUAAAAUAAUAGUUCAAACCAG